Messenger RNA from Phlebotomus papatasi, 1322 nucleotides. RefSeq names its product CD63 antigen. Gene Ontology annotation, cellular component: membrane. Bases 243 to 986 code for a protein of 247 amino acids. Lineage: Eukaryota; Metazoa; Arthropoda; Insecta; Diptera; Psychodidae. The transcript has 5 exons. The record is from RefSeq and is a predicted model, not a curated record.
GCUUUGUCGCUGGCACACGUCGAAUUGCGCGGUCUCUCUGCAGAAGAUUUUUUGAUAAUUUCUAUUCUAGUCAGCAAUUGCCUUCGCGUGUGAAAACAUCGCACGGAAAAAUUAUCACUUAGUUAUCACCUACUUAUAACCACCCCCUUGUUAAUCCCUGGAAUACACUAACCAAAGCUGAAAGUGAGGCAAAUUUGUGAUCAAACUCUUUUUGUGGGAAGAAGUACGAAGAAACAGCCAAGAUGACUCUCUUAUCUGGUGGCGACAAUGUUAUUAAAUAUCUACUCUUCAUAUUUAAUUUUCUUUUUGUGAUCACGGGUAUAAUUCUCCUGUCCAUUGGUCUUGCGGUUCAAGGAGUCUUCUUUGGAUAUGAACACCUCUUGGUGGACAGAUUCUUUGCCAUUCCCGCUUUUCUCAUUGCCAUUGGUGUCAUCAUCUUCAUCAUUGCCUUCUUCGGAUGCUAUGGAGCUAUUCGGGAAAACUACUGCAUGGUACUUACUUUCUCAAUUCUCCUGAUCUUGGUGUUUAUCCUGGAAUUGGCAGCUGGUAUCAGUGGUUACGUUUUGCGGAAUGAAACAAUGGAACUUGUGGAAACGAGUCUUAGGGGUAGUAUGCAGUCCUACGUCCACAACGAGACUGAAGCCAUCCAUACCACAAUUCUUUGGGAUAGUAUUCAGAGAAAUUACCAUUGCUGUGGAAUUCACAAUCUAACGGACUGGACAACAAUUGAGAACGUAAAAAACAACGAUAUCCCGAUUUCUUGCUGCGAUCUACCACCAGCAGCCAUGGGUAACUUUACGUGCAAUGACGAUAUUGUGGACCGAACAGGAUGUUUGGAAGAGUUUGGGAACUUCAUUGAAGCGCAUGCUGUUAGCCUGGGAGCGGCUGGAAUAGCCAUUUGCAUAGUCCAAUUCGUGGGUAUUUUCUUUGCCUGUUACCUUGCGAGGCAGAUAAAGAAUAAGCAAGGCGGUCAUUCGGGCUUCUGAGGUGAUGGUUGAGGGUAUAUAAGGUUGUCUUCUAGAGUAAACAUCCUUCUAAAAAUUGAAAUAAUCAUAAAUUGAGGAUGUUUUUUGUUCAUGCAAAUACUGUAUUCUUUUCUUUAUUUAUUCAACAGCUCCAUAAAACCAGGUUAACAUUAAAAGAAAUUUUACAUUUUCAUUUAAAUUUAGAUAGAAAUUUCUUUGACUUUUUUUUUCAAAUACAGCAAAUAUUUGCCAAAAAAACCAAAUGAUUUUCCACAAAGAAUUGCAAUUGUAAGACUUCUGUGUUAAAAAUUUGCGACAGAGAUAAUAAAAAAAAAGAUUAAAUUGUGAUUCAACUGA